Oikopleura dioica is the source of this 1209-nucleotide messenger RNA. The record is from the annotation of a GenBank genome assembly. Lineage: Eukaryota; Metazoa; Chordata; Appendicularia; Copelata; Oikopleuridae.
AUGCCAUUUAUUUUUAAAGGCGCACCUAAAAAUUAUACUGGUUAUGCGCUUGGCGAUGAGGGUGUCACCGAGGAUGAAUUUCGAGAACUUUUGCUAGAGACAAAUGCCGACGGAGAAAGCCGCUUCUUUGGCUUUGCCAUGGUUGAUCUUUUUUCAACUGAACAAGUAAUUGCCGAUCAUCCAGAAAUUCCGCCGAUUUUUGUAAAGAAAACACUCUGCGCUGAAGAUCUUCAAGGUGAUUUGCUGAAUACUCUCUCUGAGCAGCAAAAGAAGAAUCUUUUUCCGUGUGAUGAGAAUGUAUUUUGCUAUCAUGCUGAGAAUUAUUUGGCAACAUCUGACACUCUUCUCUACUAUGCGAAAAAGGGCAUCACUUUCAAGUUAAAGUACUUUGUACAAUACACGCGCCGAAAACCAUUUCACAAGUUUAUCAGAUCAAUGGUUGCCGAUCGAGUUCAAGCUGUGCGCGACAAAGAUGCCAGUCUCUCGAAUCUCGCCAAAUUUUUACAAAACUCUUGUGUUGGCAAUUUUGCAGUCAAUCGAAGUCGAUUUACAGAUACGAAAAUCGUCGCUGCCGAUGGUCUGUAUCGAGCUUUGAGAAAUCCUCUUUUGAAGCAAAUGGAAACGCUAAAAUCCGAUGGCCAUCGAGUUGAUCCUCUCCACGAAGUUAGCUUUAAAAAGAAGCGAAUAAUUGAAGAUUUGGCCAUACACAUUCAGAUUUUUGUUUAUCAAAAUAGUAAGCUUCUCUUUUUCAAAUUUCUCGAUGUUUUACGCAAGUAUAUGCGCGAGGGUUCCUAUCGAUUCUGUUAUUGCGACACUGAUUCGUUUUUACUCGCAUUGACAAGACCAACACUGGAGGAGCAUGUGCGGGAUGAGCUGCGUCAAGAAUGGGACAAUAUAAUUGUUAAAAAAUGGUUUGCAACUGAUGAGCCGGAAUCUCAAAAGGAGCCCGGAUUAUUGAAAAUCGAGGAGCAAAUCACUCGUGGUUGGUUUAUUGCUCUUUCGCCAAAAUGCUAUAUUAUGAGUGAAUGUUAUACGAGCGAUUUCGAAAAAAAAUUAUUGGAUCCUGCAAAUCGAGCCCACAUUUACAAAUUACUUGACGAGUAUAACAACACCAUUGCCAGCGAAGGAGGAGGCGGUGGAAAUGAUCAAAACACAGUUGCGAAAAAGCGCUCAGCCAAAGGCGUUGCUCAUAUGAUAAAAUUAAAGUAA